AUGGCGAUUCUCAAAAGGAAGCGAUCCGAAUCCGAGCUGUCCUUCAGCAGUCAGCUCUCCUCGCCUCCUCGGCCAGGCGAUGCCUAUUUUGCCUUCCCCGUAACCCCAAUUGGAUUGUCCUUCUCGUCGACGCGUUCAAGCAACCCGUCACAUCUCAACAGCCGCACUAUAAAGCGUCACCGUGACAACCGGCCAUCGGAGAACGAAGUGCACCAACACACUCUUGAACUGCUCUACUCGGCGAGGGAUGUUCCCAGCGAGCACCUGCAACAAGUGCAACAACGUGCACACUAUCAACCGCCAGCAAGCUUUGCAUCGACGCAGCAUCAAGGUCAACAACAAACAUCUGCAACAAGACAAACAUCCCUGCAUAGUUUCUGGAACCUGCCUAGGACGAGCUCAAAGGCACCAACAAUGAUGCCUAGUUUCUCGCCCAGUACCGACCUGGGGUCGACCAGUUGCGAAGACUGUGGAAGCAGCUUGAGGAGCGACGACGGCAUGAUGGAUGUGGACGGCGAUGGGUGCGGAGGUGCCGAGGCUUGCGGCUGCAACGCCUGUGGAAAGGUUGUGUGCUUCUCAUGUUCCGUCGGCAACUUGGGCGAACACAGACGGUGCUUGAUGUCCGCCAUCUUCUCGGUCCGGUCAGAUGCAGGUCUUGUCUUGGUCUUUGCACACUCUGCAUUUUUCCCCAUCAAGGUUUCACUCGCGGUGAUGGCCACUGGCAAAAGCGAGAUGUCCGAUAACGCCGAGAAGGGUUGUGAACCGCCUCCUGAGGAGGAAAAGGGGCAUGAAACACUCAAAUACUCGCUACUGGGGCCGUCUCUCCUCAAGGCCGGGCAGGACUCUGUGGAUCAAACAAAGGUUUAUCAUGUUCUCAGUUGCUUCAUUUUUUGCCGUCAUUUCCCCACAUACAAAGCCAAAGCUGACAAGGGCCAGGUCUCGGAGAUAAUCUACAAUGCCUCCAAGAACUCCAAGUUCUUCCUGCGCGAGGAGCAAAAGGACAAGAUUUUGACGGAAAAGAUUGCCCGGAUCCAGGCCAAAAAGGCCCGGCUCGACAAACUUGACCUGUCGCGCGAUCUGCGCCUGGCCGACGCCUACAUCGCCGAGCGCGAGCUCAGCCGGGACCUGUCGCAGGUGGUUGUGCACGUGGACUGCGACGCCUUCUACGCGGCCGUGGAGCAGCUCGACCGCCCGGAGCUGGCCCACGUCCCGUUUGCGGUCGGCGGCGGCGUGCUGACGACGUGCAACUACGUCGCCCGCACCUUCGGCUGCCGCUCCGGCAUGGCCGGCUUCGUGGCCAAGAAGCUCUGUCCGGACCUCGUCUUCAUCAAGCCGAACUUUGAAAAGUACACAGCAAAGGCGCAGGAGGUCAGGAAGGUGCUAGCAAAGUAUGACCCUCGGUUUGAGAGCGCCAGCAUCGACGAGGCGUACCUCAACAUCACGCAGUACUGUGCCGAGAAUGGCCUGGAACCUGGGGAGGUGGUCGAGCAGAUGCGCCGUGAGGUUCACCUAACUACAAAUAUCACAGUAUCAUCCGGGGUGGCCGCCAAUUCGAAGCUGGCAAAGAUCUGCGGCAACAUUAAUAAACCCAACGGGCAGUAUGUGUUACCCAGUGACAGGUCAGCCAUUAUGGAGUUCAUGCGUGAUCUCCCGUGUCGCAAGGUCAACGGCAUAGGCAGAGUCUUGGAGAGGGAGCUGCAGGCGGUCGGCGUCUCGACCUGUGGUGACAUAUACCCGCAGCGCAAGUACCUCACACAGCUUUUUGGCGAAAAGGCCUUCAAGUUUUUGGUAGACUGCUAUCUUGGCCUGGGCAGGACCAAUAUUCAGCCCGCCGAAGAGUACGAGCGUAAAAGUGUAGGUACGGAAAGCACUUUCAGCUCGAUCAGCGAGCCUGGAGAUCUGCGGAAGAAGCUUAGACGAACGGCCGAAGAAUUAGAAAAGGACAUGAAGCGAGCAGAGGUCAAAGGCCGCACGUUGGUCAUCAAGAUCAAACUGCACACUUUUGAGGUAUACACACGUCAAGUCAUCCUGCCACGCUCGAUACACCUCGCAGAAGACCUGUACAACUUUUCGCUUCCUAUGCUCGCGAGGCUGGAAAAGGAGAAACCUGGGUUUUCCUGUAGGCUCAUGGGUUUGAGGUGCACAAACCUCGUCAGCACCAAGAAGCCCGACACGGCCGCAUUUUUUGGUCUUAGGACACACCGUUCCGGGUCUGGCGAGGCAGAUGUAGUAGUAGCAAAAGACGGCGUCGAUGAGACGUCAGAAGAAGCGGGCUUUAACAUGGACGAGGAAGAGUGGGAACAAUGGCCCGAGGAGGAGUUCGGAGAAGGCGUGGAGGUCAAUCAUCAAGAGCGAGAACUCUAUGGCCCAAGUCCAUACCUGAAAAAUGGCAGGGUGGUCCUGCCCAACCCGAAACCAGCCAAAGACCCUCCGCCAGAAGAGGAAUUAUGGGACUGCCCGAUCUGCGCAAGACCCCAGACAGCCAACGAACGAGAGUUCAACGAGCAUAUCGACAUGUGCUUGUCGCGGCAGGCAAUAAGGGAGACGGUCCAGCAAGAAGCGCGCAAGCCUGCUUUCGCAGAUGAGAGUUCGGCCUCGGAAACCCGACGAGCUAAGCAGUUGCCGGAGCGAAAACGAGGCAGACCUCCUAAGAACCCAGACCCGAAGCAGAAGAAGAUUCGAUUUGGAUAA
Molecule: messenger RNA, 2691 nt
Organism: Pyricularia pennisetigena
Lineage: Eukaryota; Fungi; Ascomycota; Sordariomycetes; Magnaporthales; Pyriculariaceae
Exons: 4
Coding region: 1-2691 (896 amino acids)
Biological process (GO): error-prone translesion synthesis
Cellular component (GO): nucleus
Molecular function (GO): DNA-directed DNA polymerase activity; damaged DNA binding
Source: RefSeq, a predicted model, not a curated record